Molecule: messenger RNA, 1230 nt
Organism: Aaosphaeria arxii CBS 175.79
Lineage: Eukaryota; Fungi; Ascomycota; Dothideomycetes; Pleosporales
Product: phosphoglycerate mutase family protein-like protein
Exons: 2
Coding region: 207-992 (261 amino acids)
Cellular component (GO): cytoplasm
Molecular function (GO): phosphatase activity
Source: RefSeq, a predicted model, not a curated record
CUUUCCGAAGAAGAUAUAAUAAGUUGGAUUCUAAGUGACAAACAUCUCGUAUCGUUUGCUACCAAACACCACAGCCAUCAUUACAAUCAACCCCCCCCCGUAACCCCGGAUUCACAACAUACUAGGAUACCAUUAAAACCCCAUACCAACCCCAGAAACCCCAGGAACCAAAAGAGAAGGAAAAGGAACCCCCCAAAACAACGACCAUGGCACCUCAACACAUCCACCUAAUCCGCCACGCCCAAGGCCACCACAACCUCUGCAUCGCGAACCACUCCCUCCGCGACCCAUCCCUCACCACCCUCGGCGAGCAACAAUGCUCGGAACUCUGGACCACGCACGCCUCCACCCUCAAAAACGUCGACCUCAUCAUCGCGUCCCCCCUCCGCCGAACCCUCUACACCGCCCUCCUAACCUUCAAAUCCCACCUCGCAGCCAACCCCUCCCUCCGCAUCGUCGCACUCCCCGACAUCCAGGAGACCACCGCGCUGCCCUGCGACACGGGCUCGUCCCCCGAGGCGCUGCGGGAAGAGUUCAAAGACUACCCUGCAGUCGACUUGUCGCUGGUGCAGGAGGGCUGGAACGAGAAGCACGAGGGGGCGUAUAGGCCGCGGACGGACCUGAUUGCGAGGCGGACGGCGCGGGCGAGGCGGUUUUUCAGGGAGUGCGAGGGCCUGGAGGUUGCGGUGGUGGCGCACGGGGGGUUGAUGCAUUUUUUGACCGAGGAUUGGGCCGGGAGUAUGGCGGGGACGGGCACGGGGUGGAAGAAUUGCGAAUUGCGGACGUACACGUUCGACGAGAGCGGUGAGGCUGCCAGCGAGAACGCGAGUCUGCGCGAGACGGACGAGUCGUUGAAACGGAGAAGCCAGGACCUCAUUCCCCUUACAGUCGAGGAGCAGACGCAGUUGAGGGAGAUCGCUCAGGAGUCGUGGGUCAAGGAUGGAUUUAUCAGGUUCCCGACUAGAGAGGAGGAGGUGAGUGCUCAUUUGUAGAACCGUUUGGUUGUGAAUAUAGAGGGGUGGAUGCAGAUGGUCAGAUGGUGAGGCUCAUCAUGUUGGAUUUUGUAGACCGGGAAUUGUGAGCAUAGACGAUUAUUUUUUGGGGAUUCGCGAUGCAUGGAUAGAUGAUAAUGAUAAAUAAAAGCAUAGAUAGUUAGUUUGUGUGUAUUUUAUCGGCGAUUGACUCUACCAUAAUCGCCACCCAGUGUAUCACCGCACUACACUCUAAGGG